CGGCCGAGGACGCGCUGAGUGAGGCGGAUGGCGGCAGCAGCAGCUCCGUCAGCAGCUCCGUCAGCAGCUCCGUCAGUUCGGCCCCGCCGCUGGCCAUGGAGGCCGUGGCCGCGGAGUGGAUGCUGGAGUUCGCCUGCUCGUGCCUGUGCCGGCACUUCGCGGAGCAGAGCGGGGCGGAGUUCUGGCGGUGGAAGGACGUUGCGCAGGCUCUUAUUAAUGGCUUCUCCCAAAUACCUCCACAUCAGAAGAAAACAGUAUAUCUCUGCCAGCUUUUGAUAAGAAUUGCACAAGGAAAAAGCCUUGUAUUACAGUUUGAAAAUGAUCCAAAAAUUUCACCUUUGGAAUCUGCUCUGUCUUUCUGGACUUUACUUGAAAAGCAAGAAAUUAAACUGGCAAAACUUCAUGAAGAUAUUCGUCGCUUGAUUCAAAUUCAGAUUGUGGCAGUUCAUAUGGAAAACAGAUAUUUCAAGGAAGCUGCUGAAGUUCUUGAAAGACUGUUCACAGACUCUGAAUCAGAUAAGCCUUUAAGGGUGAAGCUGGCAACUGUAAUUAAAACCAAGGAUCCACAUGUUCCUCUUCUCCAAAGCUUCAGUUACAGUCUUUUGAUAAGUAAAGUCAAGUCUUACAUUGAACUUUUCAUGAAAGAAAAUGAAACUAACUUCUUAAUACAGGAAGCCACAAAACAUGUGGCAUCUAAAGGAUUGGGAGUAACAACGUUGCAAAACAGACCUGUGAAAGUCAAUGAAAAUGACAAAAGUGAUUUGAAAACAAAAAAAAGAUUGCUGAAAGAGGAACAGUGUAUCACAAGUCAGUCAUCUGGAGACACAAAAAACCCCAGGAGACAUUCAGGACAGAAAUCUGAAAAGAAAAGAGUUCUUCAGAAUCUUAGCAACAUGGAUAAUGUGGAAAAAAAUGAAGUUUCUUUGGCAUGUAGCCGAAGAAGACAGCGAUGGACUUACAAAGAAGACUUGCAGCUGAAAUCAGGAGUGAAGGAGUUUGGAGUGGGUAACUGGGCCAAAAUUUUAGUCCAUGGUAACUUCAGCAACCGAACAAGUGUCAUGUUGAAAGACCGGUGGAGAACAUUGAACAAGAUGAAAUAAAGGUGAUCUGGACUACAGGAACUAACUCUUCUUGAUCUUUCUCUACAUGAGGACCUACCCUAGCUUUUCAGAAUAACAUCUUAUGUUAGGAUAGCAGUGUUGCUAUCCUAAAACAUGAAGCAGAAUAGUCAUAGGUAUAAAACAUUCAUGUAAGCUCACUUGCUCUGGUAAUGAUGACUUAAAUGUAAAGUCUGGCCUUUUUUGCUGCAUGCAAUAAUAGAUGACCUAGAUUCUGAAAUGUGAAAAUGUUUGUAGUGUUUUAAGAAAUGUCUACUAUGUAAAUAGGGGUAUUAGAUCUGCCUGGCAAUGUCUUUAGCUUGAUGGAAGCUAAUAAAAAGUCAAGUAUUCUGUAUUUUUAAAGGGCUGUAUCUCUUUUUAGGAUGACCUUUUCAUAAUUACUUCCUGCCAUAUAACCUGUUCUAAUUUGUUUUGCUUCACUUUGGAAUUUUGGUCAGACUUGUCAUCUCUGUAAGUUAUACUAAAAAGUAUGUAUUUAUAAGUAUUGCUAAUUUUAUGAGCUGAUGGUUUGUUGACUUUUUUUUCCUGCAGUUAAAAAUGUG
Molecule: messenger RNA, 1660 nt
Organism: Ficedula albicollis (Collared flycatcher)
Lineage: Eukaryota; Metazoa; Chordata; Aves; Passeriformes; Muscicapidae
Gene: TERF1
Product: telomeric repeat binding factor 1
Exons: 10
Coding region: 96-1100 (334 amino acids)
Biological process (GO): telomere maintenance
Cellular component (GO): nucleus; chromosome, telomeric region
Molecular function (GO): protein homodimerization activity; telomeric repeat DNA binding
Source: RefSeq, a predicted model, not a curated record